GUCAGGCCUUGGGUCGCUCUCGAAGCCUCCAUGGAGGAGCUGUUGCCCACCGUUUUGCUGCCCGGCGAAGCCGAAGCGUUGGUGGAGUCGCUGAGGAAUUUUCAGCUGCGGGAUAUCGGGGAUUACGGAUGGAUACGGCAACAUGAGUACAUUGAGAAACUGAACAUGCAGGCUGUAUUGAGUGCUUCUUCUGGGCAAGAGCAGUUCCUCAUUGAGCUUCUGGUGAACAAUGCCAAGAUUCCAAUUCUCAUUCAGGAAUUAAUCACUGUGGAGAUCUGGAAGCAAAAGAUCUUCCCUAUACUAUGUAGGCUGGAGGAUUUCAAACCAAAAAGCACCUUUCCCAUAUACUUAGUGGUGCGUCAUGAAGCUUCAGUUAUUAACCUCUUGGAGACAGUGUUCUUUCAUAAGGAAAUCUGUGAAUCAGCAGAGGAUACCAUUCUGGACUUGAUAGAUUACACCCAUAGGAAGCUGACCCUAUUAGCAGCUCAAAGUUCCAGUGGAAAGAUACCAGUGGAACAGAAGCUUCAGCGUGAGGAUCUUGCUAAUCUUUCAUCAAUGCAGGAGUUAAAGAAGCAAGCUGAAGAUAUGGAGUUUGAGAUCUCCCUGAAAGCUCUAUCUGUGUUCCGCUUCAUCACUGGUUUGAUAGAGAGCUUGCCAGUGAGUGCUGUGACAAGGAUGCUGAAUACCCACAACUUUCCGUGUCUUUUGGUACAGUUGGUAGAGCAUUGUCCAUGGAGCUAUCGUGAGGAAGGGAAGCUGAAGAAGUUUGAGAACGGUGCAUGGUAUGAGGUGCCCCGUGAAGACCAUGUGAAGAUUACUAAAUUAGAUGGGCAAGUGUGGAUUGCUCUGUAUAACAUACUUCUUAGCUCAGAAUGCCAGCGCAAAUACAACUUCAAUAAUUUCAGCAAAGGCCAGCUCCUGAAGCUCCGUGCUUUCCUGACUGAAGUUGUCAUUGAUCAAUUCCCCAAUCUUUUGGAGAUUCAGAGAUUCCUGAGCCAUCUUGCUGUGACAGAUCCUGAUCCACCUAAGAAGGACCUCAUACUAGAGCAGGUUCCUGUAAUCUGGGACCAAGUUGUUGGAGAGAACUCUGGAAAAUGGAAAGCAAUUGCCAAGCACCAGGUAAACAAUAUGUUUAGCCCUUCAGAAGAGGAACUGAAAAGCCAGGCUCGCAGAUGGGCAAAGACAUACAACCUAGAUGUAAUGGAAGCCCUGAUACCAGACAAACCAAAGUGUGCAAUGUGUGGUUUUGAGGCAGCAAAACGCUGCUCCCAUUGCCGGAAUGAAUGGUAUUGCAAACGAGAGUGUCAGGUGCAACACUGGCAGAAGCACAAGAAAGCUUGCAACUUGAUGGCUGAUACCCUGAAGAAAAUACAGGAAGACAUACAAACGCCCACCAACUAAUUCCUAUGAGCAGAAGAUUUUUCUCCUGUUCCUCUUUUGACAAAUAGGCAAAAUUCAAACUUUCAGAUUAGAAGAAAGCCUCCAAUUAACAUAUGCAGGAAGCCUCAUGAUCAUCAGGUUUAACAGAUCUUAGCCGAAUACAACCUAGAAAGGAAGAAAAUGAUUCUCUGACACUAGGAGAGAUCAUACUGAGCCAACUUAGUAGAGAAAUACCCCUAGGGACACAAGGCUUAGCCUCUCUCCCCUAUGCCAAUUGAAUCGCAAGACACCACAGCUGCUUGUGUCUCCUGGAUUGGGGAGGUUUUAAAUUGCUGCUGGACUAUUCCUACAGUGGUGGCUGAGAGCUGUAGAUCUAUUUUAUUUCCAAAUAAACUAGUGACAAAUACUAAUCAGUACUGAAUUCCCUAGGAAUUUGGAUGACCUGAAUUUUGGUUGUGCUACAAGUGGAGAUGGUUCUUUGCUUUGAUUUUGAGCAGAAUUCUUAAGCUUUGGGGGUCAUUUUGCAUACUGCCUUAGACCAAGUGCCUGCUACAUGCUCAUGGCAUGAAAACUAACUAGAGCCUCUGCAACGGUAAAUAACACCAGAGAUGAUAAAGUUGACAUUCAAGUCUUUUCUUCUUGUAAACAGAUAUACUCACUGCUGCCAACAGUAUCUGCUUUGAGAACAAAAAAACUGUCCUUAAAUUUUGAAAAGAGCCUUUCUGGAAGAUUGUCAUCAUUAAACCUAGAAGACAUAGCUCAUCCCUUCUGAACUGUUUCAUAAUACAUUCUAUGCUGUUGGACACUAUCGAGAUCAGACUUCACUGUCUGGUUUUUCAAUGAGAAAAAAAUAUUAAAAAAAUAUUCAGCCCACUUUUCAGUACAGUGGAAUGUGCAGACACAUUUUGACCUGUUUCAUGUCACAGCCAAUUGCUGGGUUAUUUGCCAUGGGCAAUUGUUGUAUUAACUCUAACACAUAAGUAAUCCAGAGUUUUUGGUUUUGGAUGUCCUGUAAUAACCCAGGAAUGGGUCAUUCCUCUGUUUAUUGAAAACAGAAGUGGUGAGCAGCACACUUCCUCACUCCCCAUGCCCCACCAAUUUCUGAGUUAAACUUUCAACCCAGGAAUUGGCCAUGAUGUCUCUCUCUUGCUCUCACAUGUGCACACACACACAGAGUUUUCCUGUAUUUUACAAAGGUUCUAUAUAAGAUUUGAGGAAUUUAAGUGAAGUUUUUAAAUUAUAGAUAUCUCCAGAAUAUUGGAACCUCAGUCUUGUUCAAACCAAUUGGAUAUAAAUUUAUUUCAAACCAUAAGUUACAUGAUAUAUAUAUAUACAUAUAUAUAUAUAUGUGUGUGUGUGUGUGUGUGUGUGUGUGUGUGUGUGUAUAUGUAGGGAGAGUGCUUAAUCUUUAAUCUGCUCAAAAUCACCAUCCACCUAUGCAGCUUCCCCCUCCCCUUGCAGCUUCAAAUAUAUGUUUGCAAGGACUACAGUUACAUUCGUGUAUAUGUUGUUUAGUCUUAAUUUAAGGCAAUUAGAUCAAUAAAACUUAGUUGCAAUUAACUUUCUCCAGAUCAAAGCCUUGGCAUUUGCAAAUCCUUUGCUGUGUCAAACUACCUAACAUGUCUUUGGUACUAUUGAGGUGAGAAGAGUGGAGGGGGCUGAUAGGCAGCUUUACAAACCGUCCCAUCUAGCUGCUGAAUUGCAGUGUUACUGAGAGCAAAGCUAAGUGAGGAGAAGGGGAAAGGAUGUGGUUAAUUAAUGAAUUUCAGUUUGCUGAGCUGUAUGGUUUCAGUUGAGAGUAUAACACAUGACAUCUUUGUUGCUGCUGAGAAAGUUGACUGUUAUUUAUUCUUUGUUUUUUGUUAAAAAUUAAACUGAUAAUCCAUGUA
Elgaria multicarinata webbii is the source of this 3269-nucleotide messenger RNA. RefSeq names its product zinc finger MYND-type containing 10 (gene ZMYND10). The record is from RefSeq and is a predicted model, not a curated record. Gene Ontology annotation, cellular component: cytoplasm; centriolar satellite. Lineage: Eukaryota; Metazoa; Chordata; Lepidosauria; Squamata; Anguidae. The transcript has 12 exons. Gene Ontology annotation, biological process: inner dynein arm assembly; motile cilium assembly; outer dynein arm assembly. Bases 31 to 1401 code for a protein of 456 amino acids.